GUUCCAAGUAGCACGGGCUAUGGUGAGCCCGUAGUGGACUUACCUGGCACAGGAGAGGGGCAAGUAGCACGGGCUAUGGUGAGCCUGUUUGUUGCUGCUAGAUGAAUAGAGCAUUUAUUUGAAGGGAAGCGGGCCCCUGCAGACGUCUCACCUCGCCGGAAAUCCAACUCUGGUCCAAAUGGUUGAAAUGACUGUGCUACCUACGUACUUCGUCACAUAGGAGAUGCAAGCUCAUGCUUUGCGAGAACCGUAAACAUCACUAGACUUCAACCAGAUUAGUCAACACCAUUGUUAUAUGGUUAUGGCAUGUUCCCUCGCAGCGUACAUGUGCCCAGUUGAAUAGUCAACCCAAGGACUCCAGCCUGGAGCAGCAGUGGCGCCUUGCCUUCUGGAAGUAGGGUAUCGCAGCUUCUCACUCAAAACUGCACCAGUAGUAUCAAUGUUUGUAUAAGUUGAUGAGGGCUUCACAGUGCGAUGUCAGCAUCACGUGUUAUUGCUUAUUGAGCAGCGACACGACGGAUCGUGGAAUCGGACGCACCCAAACGUAUUAGUCAGCUCUCUGUUUCUCAGCGCGGACAGUGGCGAGGCUCGUCAGUCCAGUCUGGUGGAGACAAGCGUCCUUGUUCAGUUGGUGGUGGAAGUAACAGCGGCAACUGAGAGAAGAUGGUAGCGUAUGGGCGUGUGUGUCGCGUGGUGGCGACGGUGGUGGGCGUGCUGCUGGGCGUGGCCACUCUACUCAUUCUGGUUGCUAUCAUAAGGGCGGCCACACUGGAGGAGAUGGACUACCAGGAGUACGGUGUGGACCCCGGGGUGAGGGAGGAGCUGCCUGAGGCCUACCUGGCGACGCUGCCGGAGUUGAUGGCCCGCGCCUUGUCCAUCCCUACCGUGUCUCUUGAUCGCGGCGACUACGAUACCGAAGAAAUGCUACGCUUUCACCAGUUCCUUCGAGACAGUUUCCCGGAUGUGUUCAACAAGUCGUACAUCAAGGUGGAGGUCGUCAACACCUACAGCCUCCUCUUCACCGUCACCGGCGGGUCACCGGAGCUGAAGCCAUACCUGCUGAUGGGUCACAUUGACGUAGUGCCCGUGGACGAGGACAAGUGGACACAUGACCCGUGGGGCGGCCUCAUCCUCCCGGACCCCGUCACCGGGACCAAGUAUAUCUGGGGCAGAGGCGCCAUCGAUAACAAACUGGGGGUUAUGGGGAUCAUAAUGGCGCUGCAGUACUUGGCCAAGAGUGACUUCCAGCCCGCACGCUCCUUCUUCGUCGCCUUCGGUCACGAUGAAGAGGUGCGGGGUCGUGACGGCGCUGGCCACAUCGCCAGGCUGCUGCAGGGACGCGGAGUGCAGCUCGACUUCGUGCUGGACGAAGGCAUGCCAGUGCUUGAUAAAGUCAUCCCAGGGAUCCCAGUUCCCACCGCCAUGAUCGGCGUGACGGAGAAGGGCUACCUGACGCUGAAGAUGGAAGUGGAGGGCGAGGGCGGGCAUUCGUCGAUGCCGCCUAGAGACGCUGCCGUCACCCGUCUCGCCUCUGCCGUCUAUAACCUGGGCCACUAUAGACAUCCCUCCAUGUUCGGCAGAGGGCCCGCCUUCGACCUCUUCACCUACUUGGCUCCCAAGGCGUCGUGGCCGCACAAGAUGAUCUACGCCAACUUGUGGCUCUUCAAGCCCCUGAUGGAGGCCAUCAUGUCGAGGAAGCGGGACUCGGACGCCACCAUCCGCACUACCACCUCCGUCACCAUCGUCCGCGCCGGUGUUAAGGAGAACGUGGUGCCAGUAUCAGCCAGCGCCAUCAUUAAUCAUCGCAUCCACCCGGCCCAAAGCUUAGAGGAAGUCAUCGACUACGACCACCAUAUCAUCAACGACCCCUCUGUUAAGCUGACUGUGCAGGAUUACUUGGAGGCGCACCCGGUGUCACCGUACGGGCCAGAGGUAGCGGGCUGGCGCCUCAUCACCGCCGCCAUCCACCACCACUUCCCGUCAGCCAUCACAGCACCAGGUCUGCUGGUGGGCAACACAGACACCCGCUACUACCUCAACAUGACCUCCGACAUCUACCGCUUCGUGCCCCUCCUCAUGACCGCCCAGGAUCUGGUCACUAUCCAUGGCCACGACGAGCGCAUCUCCGAGGCUUCCAUUGGCGUGGCCGCCAGCUUCUACUACCACCUUAUCUUGUCGGCCAACAGAGAGGUGCCGCCGCUCCACACCCAGCCAGGUCACCGCUCUGGCGAACUCUAACCUGCCACAGCCUAGGCCAGAGUGAAGAAAAAUGUGGGUUUUGUUCCUUAAUUUAUUCUGACCUUAUGGAGAGUGACCAGCAGCCAGACGUCCUCAGCAGCCAGACGCCUUCAGCAGCCAGACGCCUUCAGCAGCCAGACGCCUUCAGCAGCCAGACGCCUUCAGCAGCCAGACGCCUUCAGCAGCCAGACGCCUUCAGCAGCCAGACGCCCUCAGCAGCCAGACGCCCUCAGCAGCCAGACGCCCUCAGCAGCCAGACGCCCUCAGCAGCCAGACGCCCUCAGCAGCCAGACGCCCUCAGCAGCCAGACGCCCUCAGCAGCCAGACGCCCUUAGCAGCUAGACGCCUUUAGCAGCCAGACGUCCGUGGCAGCUAGACGCCCUCACCAGCCACCCGCCCACCAUGUCUACAGUGGGAGGAAUUCCAGCUUACAACUAAGACGUCCUCUCUCUCCCUUGCUCCGUAACCUGUAAGCGACGUCACCAUGAUAAACAUUGCUGACCUCUCCGCAGUGUAAUCCUCAGACAAUACAAUGGAAAUAUGAAAAUUAUUAUUAAUUUUAAAGUAUGGAUGGAAAAUGAGUUAACAUUAACUUUAUUUUGUAAGAAAUCUAAGAAUACAAGAAACUGCAAAAUGUGUGGUGACAAACGCAGCCACUCCCAGCCUCCCCCCUUGCGUGUUGGUGAAACUCUCCUGUGAAUUUGGCUUCUAUUAUUAUUAGUGCAUAGUUUGCCGAUAUUAAGCAAACUUCGUCUAACCCAGUUUUCAUCUUUUUUCGUUAGUCAAGAUACAUUUUGAUUCGCCUGCACAUCCUGGGGGGGUUUUUACUCGAUUUUGGGCCGAUCUCUGAACCUGAUGCGGUCACCCCACCUCCAUGAACACACAAGAUUCUAGUCCUGGUGUGCAGUAGGCUUGACGUUCAGUAGGCCUGUGCAAGGCCAGAGUCCUGGGAGUCAGGUGGACGUCUUGGUAGCACCGGAACCUAUGUUCCGGGCACCUUCUGAGGUUGCCCAGAAAAGGGAGAUUUGUUACAAAUAAUUUGAAUAUAUUGUUUCGUAUUAUA
Molecule: messenger RNA, 3301 nt
Organism: Procambarus clarkii (red swamp crayfish)
Lineage: Eukaryota; Metazoa; Arthropoda; Malacostraca; Decapoda; Cambaridae
Source: RefSeq, a predicted model, not a curated record